CCUCCUCCUCUCCGCCGCCUGACGCCACAUCUGCCUCACGUGAAUCCCGCCGCCUAUUUCUAUACCGCACACGUGACUGGUCAACGCCCGCCCCCUGCUCGAGGUCCUUCAGGUGGUAACGGCACUUCUGGUCUCCAUAGUUACCGGAGGCUCCGAGCUGACAGUCGGCUGGUUCCUAUAGUAACGGACCGGUUCGGUUCUGGCGGUGACAGUCCCGGGUCCGCUUCAUGGAGUGUGAGGCGGAGAUCCGGCGGAGGCUGCAGGAGGCCGGGCAGGAGCAGCUGCUGCGGUUCUGGGACGAGCUGGGCUCCGGGCAGCGGGAGGCUUUACUGGCGGAGCUGAAGCUGCUGGAUGGCCGGGAGCUGCGGGAGCACUGCGGCCGGGCGCGGGCAGCCUACGUGCGGGAGAGCGGCUCACCUCAGCGGCUGGACGAGCGGAUGCGCCCGGUCCCCCCGGAGUUCCUGGGGAGCGUCAGGAAGAGCCGCCCGGAGGAGCUGGCGGCCUGGGAGGAGGAAGGUUACCGCCAGAUCUCGCAGAACAGGGUGGCCGUCCUGCUGCUGGCUGGUGGUCAGGGCACACGUCUGGGGGUGACCUACCCCAAAGGGAUGUACCGCGUGGGGCUGCCCAGUGGAAAGACUCUGUACCAGGUCCAGGCGGAGCGCAUCCUGCGUCUGCAGCAGUUGGCCGGAGAGAAAUACUCCACGCGGUGCACCGUGCCAUGGUACAUCAUGACCAGCGAGUUCACCCUGAACCCCACGCAGGAGUUUUUCGAGGAGCACAACUUCUUUGGCAUCGAUCGGGCGGACGUCGUCAUGUUCGAGCAGAGGAUGCUGCCCGCAGUCGGGUUCGACGGAAAGGCCAUUUUGGAGAGGAAGGACAAGGUCGCAAUGGCUCCAGAUGGUAACGGCGGCCUGUACAGAGCCCUGGCGGACCACCGUGUACUGGAGGACAUGGAGGCGCGAGGCAUCUCGUCUGUCCACGUCUACUGCGUGGACAACAUACUGGUGAAGAUGGCCGACCCCGUGUUCGUGGGGUUCUGUGUUUCCAAAGGAGCCGACUGCGGGGCCAAGGUGGUGGAGAAGUCGUACCCGUCGGAGCCUGUCGGGGUCGUGUGCCAGGUGGACGGCAUCUACCAGGUUGUGGAGUACAGCGAGAUCACCCCACAGACGGCGGAGAAGCGCAACCCGGACGGCAGCCUGACCUACAACGCCGGCAGCAUCUGCAAUCACUUCUUCACCCUGGACUUCCUGAAGAACAUGGCCGGGACGCUAGAGCAGCGGCUGGGGUACCAUGUGGCCAUCAAGAAAGUCCCCUACGUAGAUGAAGAGGGCAACUUGGUGAAGCCCACACGACCCAACGGCAUCAAGAUGGAGAAGUUUGUGUUUGACGUCUUCCAGUUUGCCAGGAACUUUGUGGCAUUUGAAGUUGAGAGGGAAGAAGAAUUCUCCCCUCUAAAAAACGCAGACACAGCCGAUAAGGACACCCCGACCACGGCCCGGCGCUCGCUUCUGUGGCAGCACUACCGCUGGGCUCUGAAGGCUGGGGCGAAGUUCACUGAUGCCAAUGGCCGUGCCAUAGCUGAGAAGUCUGGUGAUCCAGAAGCGGAAGACCCCCCUGCCGUCUGUGAGAUCUCCCCUUUAAUCUCCUAUUUUGGGGAGGGCUUAGACGCGCGUCUGAAUGACCAGGACAUCUCGUCCCCCUUCAUACUGGACGUUGUUCCGAGGGUGUAGGAGGAAAUGAAGACCUGAGGGCCGCAGCGCCGCGCAGGAGCCGUUGUGCCUUUAUAAUCCGUCGCUUCCGCUGUGAAUCACUGCCGUGGGCCUCGGCAGUUUACUGUAAAAGCUGAAACCAAAAAUGGAGGACUCUGGACAUCAGCCCCAUGAGGACCACAGGGUAUACAUUCAAGGACCACCAAUGGGUCCUCUCAGUACUGUAGUGCUGUCCUGACGUCACCUGAGCGACCAGAUGUGGUUUCUUCCAGAUGUUUUAAUUAAUUGAUUGAAGUCUGUCCCUCGCCCCAUCCCUCUACACACUGAUCUCCAGUUGCAUCCAGCAUGAACAUGCCAAGCUGCAGUGUAAAGCAUGGGGGAGAGACAGCAGCAGCCGCCUAAGCCUUUGAUGAAGUUGACACAGAUAAUUUUGACUCCGACAUACUAGAGGCUUCAUGUAAAAUGCCCAUUAAAGUCUCUUUUCUAA
Molecule: messenger RNA, 2196 nt
Organism: Bufo bufo (common toad)
Lineage: Eukaryota; Metazoa; Chordata; Amphibia; Anura; Bufonidae
Gene: UAP1L1
Product: UDP-N-acetylglucosamine pyrophosphorylase 1 like 1
Exons: 9
Coding region: 228-1730 (500 amino acids)
Biological process (GO): UDP-N-acetylglucosamine biosynthetic process
Molecular function (GO): UDP-N-acetylglucosamine diphosphorylase activity
Source: RefSeq, a predicted model, not a curated record